Molecule: messenger RNA, 1386 nt
Organism: Rhodofomes roseus
Lineage: Eukaryota; Fungi; Basidiomycota; Agaricomycetes; Polyporales; Fomitopsidaceae
Exons: 3
Coding region: 1-1386 (461 amino acids)
Source: RefSeq, a predicted model, not a curated record
AUGCCCUACCAGACCCAGGCGUACGCCCAGCCAACGGCGUAUGUCAUGCCCACGGUCUACCAACCACAACAACAAAUGGCCCAAGCUCCCCAGCCUCAGCCACAGAUAUUUCAACCCCAGCAGUACCAGUACAUGCAGGCCCCUCCACCGCCCGUAUCUUUCCCACAACCUCCUCCCGCCGCGCAACCCGUCAUCCCUAACGUUCCGCCACCAAAUUUCGUUCCCAAUGCCCAGACCUCUAUGGCCGGCGGCCAGGCAUAUGCUCAGCAGGGCGCGUCUGCAUCAAUGCCUCAGCCUGUGGUGCCUAAUAUCGCCCAAAAUAAUGGUGCGCCUGUGAUCCCUCAGAUGCUUCAACAGCAGGCUGCGAUGCACAUGCCAGAACCCAUGGUCGACCCCGAUCCGCCCCGUUCACGAUCCCGGCUGGGCCCAGGCCAGUACGGUCCUUAUGAUGACCGUCGGCGCCGUACUCCAUCGCCACACUACCGCUCGCGGUCGCUUUCUCAGAACCCACUGCCGCGACCUCCCCGAGACAUCUUCGAUUCCACGCCGUACAUACGGCUGCUAGACGAACUCCGCCGCCCGAUCGACAACGACACGCUCAAGCGGAAUCUUACCGUCAAGACGAUGCAGACGCAGGCCGUCAACAUGCCCAUGAUGGGCCCUGCCUUCCCCUCCGGCUCGGGGUCUCGUAGGCACGAACGAAAGCAUCGUAAGGGCCUCUUCAACGUCUUCGGGCGACGGAACCGCAACGAGGACGACGAGGAUAUUGUCUCGCCCAUGCAAGCCCAGCCUAUGUUCUACCCCACCAUGCCUGCGCAACAGCCCUAUGCCGCCCCGCAGAUGACGCAGGUCGACCCUGGCGUCGGCGCGCCUCCCGCUAUGAUGUACGCACCCUCACGAGAGCCCACGCCCAUCCCGAUGCGUGAGCCUACGCCCGUGCCGCGUGUCACGGUCAAUCGGCAGAACGAGUUCGCAAGCUUGAUCCCUUCCUCGCCCGUCCGCGUGCACUACCACCACAAGUCGUACCCCACCGCCUUCCACUUGCACGAAGCUCUCAAAUUCAUGGAGCACAUGCCCGAGAUAGCGGAGCGUAUACGAACGUGUCGCACUGUCAACGAAGCACGGGAGAUCUCGAUCACAAACGACGAUUACGUGCGGAAUGACUGGGAGCACGUCCUUUACGACAUGAUGGACGAGGUGAUUUACCAGAAAUUGCUCCAGCAUGAACACCUCCGUGCGCUAUUGCUCGAGACGGGCCUUGCAGACAUCGUCUUCUCUGAUACGGACGAGUUCUGGGGAGAGGGUCCUGUAGGUCGGGGUCUCAACGAGCUCGGCCGGUCCCUCAUGCGAGUGCGAGAUCGGUUCAGGGAAGAGGGUCUUACAUGA